AUGUUGAAAAUCAAUGGGAAAGGUGGUACGUGUGUUUAUUAUGAGAGCUACGUGAUUGGUCUUGCUGCUCAUGCGUUGCUGUGCCACAGUGAUGAAGGAUGGCUCCCAUGCCUGAGAAUCCAGCUUAACAUCACAGCUACAGGAUUCCAUGAAGAUCUAGAUCAGUAUGCAGAAGCUAGCUAUGAAACUGGAAGCGGUAUGAAAGUUCCCAUUCAUGUUUCACCAUCUAUCCAAGUGUGCUAUCAAGGCUCAGACUUCUUUGGCUCAAGAGAACUGACCUUCACGCCCAUCUCAGAUGACAGUACCACAGAGAUGUGGAUGUCAUUGGUGGUGAUGCUGGAAAAAGUUCAUUUUGGCAGUGAAGUCCAUAUCUUCUGUCCACCCUCUCUGAAACACAACUUCAGCAUACACGUCAGUCUUCCUGCAGAAGAUACAGUUUGUUCCCAUGGUCUAGGAGUUGAGUGGUGUAAAGCACCAAUUCUGAUGUCAGAAAUUAAUGUGGAAACAGGAAUGGCAAGACUGCACUUGGAUGCUCUGGAUAAUAGGAGAAUUCAGGAUAUGCGAGCGUGCCAGAGGAACGGGAACGGAGAAUGUACAGAACUAAAAUGGGAUCAGAAUCCACUGAUGAUACCACUGAGCUCUGUCAUCCCCUGUCUCUGUAUCCAGAUUUGGUGGGAAACUGAACCUCGAAAGGAAUUCUGCCCAUUUGUGAAUAACACAGUUUUGUCUAGCUCUAAUGUGUCAGUGACUGUUGAGGAAUCUCAGACUCAUGAUGCAGCAGUGGAUAGAGACACCAGCGCUCUUGCCUGGAACAUCACCGCUCCCUGCAAACUGCAGGUCGAACUUCAUUUAUGCAAAAAACCCGCCAUCUUCGGCAAAGGCUGCUUUGAAUCUGAUGACCUAAAGACCAGAAGCCAUCAAAUACACAACCAAUCAAAUCCAGACUGGAAGAAUAGUAACAGAUAUUGGAAAUUACAAGGUGAAUUUCUUCGAGUGCAACGCCACCCUUCACUCUGCGUGCAGAUAAAGGUUAGAGGAAUUGAAGGAUAUUUCGAUCCCAUUUGCCCGUAUGAAUUUAAUAGAGCUUACUGGAGUUUGUCUCUUCUGGCGGGUCUGGUGCUCAUAUGUCUGACUGUUUUGGGGGCCUAUGCAGUACAAGGAACACUUAAAGGUUGGGUAUUCAGAUGGCUGAAAGUGGACAAUGUCAGCAGUAAAGUAGGAGGAGGUCAGGUGGUGUUGCUGUACCCACCGGACGCCGACACUGCUCUGGCAGAGCUGGUGUGCCACCUAGGCUCAGCCCUCUCCUCGCUGGGUUUCGGCGUCUCCUCAGAGCUGUGGAGCCGUGCCGAGCUGAACGCUCUGGGCCCCGUACCCUGGUUGCACUCGAGGCUCCACCGCCUGCAGUGCUACGGAGGCAAAGUGGUGAUCAUUCUCACCCGUGCUGCCUGGGCACGAGCCGAGGAAUGGUGCCAAAGCAGAGCAGAAAAGGAUGAGCACAAAGAGACCUACUCGGAUGUCUUCAGCGCUUCCCUGAGCUGCAUUCUUGCUGACUACCUGCAGGGACGCGCUGGCGAGCGCUUCGUCCUGGUUCAGUUUGAAACGCAGCCAGCCGGACCACCGAACGAAAAAGGGUCCAUGCCCGAACUGUUUCGUGGGCUUCCACUUUUCAGCCUGCCCUCCCAGAGUUUGGGGUUUUUGACCGAGCUGACUCAGGGAGCUCACGAAGUGCAAAGAGCUAACGAGAGCACCGUGAAGAGGAGGACAAGGGCUGGUGUGUUGAGAGCAGGGGCACGAACUUUAACCAGAACGCUACGUGAGCUAACAGGGGGUGCAGGAUACAGGAUGGUGGGGAUUUCUCAAGAUUGCAUGCCAUUUGGGAAGGAUGAUCCAUGGGCAACGAUUCCUCUGAGGCUAGAAAGCUUAACUCCACAAUCCAGCCCAGAAUUCCACACUAAAAACUGUGUUGUUGAUGAGGUUUAAGAUUUAUUGAGCAAAGUGGAGAGGAACCAAAUCACUCACCCACUCACUUUUCAAUGGGCGCAAGGCACACAGUAACACCCUGGACGGGGCAUGA
Molecule: messenger RNA, 2074 nt
Organism: Trichomycterus rosablanca
Lineage: Eukaryota; Metazoa; Chordata; Actinopteri; Siluriformes; Trichomycteridae
Product: interleukin-17 receptor C
Exons: 14
Coding region: 1-1980 (659 amino acids)
Molecular function (GO): interleukin-17 receptor activity
Source: RefSeq, a predicted model, not a curated record